Laccaria bicolor S238N-H82 is the source of this 3105-nucleotide messenger RNA. RefSeq lists its product as uncharacterized. Lineage: Eukaryota; Fungi; Basidiomycota; Agaricomycetes; Agaricales; Hydnangiaceae. Gene Ontology annotation, biological process: proteolysis. The transcript has 18 exons. Gene Ontology annotation, molecular function: cysteine-type endopeptidase activity. The record is from RefSeq and is a predicted model, not a curated record. Bases 1 to 3105 code for a protein of 1034 amino acids.
AUGGGUGCCCGAAUAUCUAUAAGCCAAAGGAUAAGAAUAGGCCGCGGCGUUUUCGGCAGCAGCGACCCAAAUGCUGCAACAAUUCGUGUUCUGAACGAUACUCCCUCUCCCAUCACCCUCGUAUUAUAUACGCCUGGUCAAGUGUUUACCUUGGAAAGCAAGGAAAUCGGGGCUGGGACAGCUGGAGAUAUCAUUUUUCUCAAAGCAGUCUAUGACAUUGAAGUGGUGUAUACUGAUGAGAAGAAGAUUAUUCGGAAUGUCCAAGCCUCCGAGAACAUCAGCACCACCGCCUCCGCCAUUCUAUCAGGCGACUAUGAGGACGACGUUCCGAUCAGUAAGAAGGUGAAACUCAUAGGCAAGACCUCAUUGGUUAAAGAUUACCUGAGUGGAGGGUCACUCGAAGCGGCCAUUCAAACUUUUGGUGUUACGCCUGAUGAUCUUCUCGAGGAUGCUAUCAAGAAGAUUCCACAAGAGCAAUUUGCUCCGUUCAACUUUGAAUGUUACAUAAACGUUAACGAGACGCGUGGGAACCAAUUGUGUUCUGUGGAGGCCUAUGUGAAUCAUGACGAAUAUUCAGUAAUUGCACCAGGCAACCACCCUACUACCAACCCUCCUUAUUGCACCUUGCAUUCCGCUACAUCCGUUUGGCCCAUGAACGCCCCAGAUUACAAACGCCCCAUCUGUAUCAUGGGGUGCGAUGACGAAUUACAAGAAGCGGGUCCAGCACGACUGUUUAGUCUCGUGGGAGGCUUAGUAUCAGGAUUUGUACAUAGUUGUGAGGGAGCGACACAAAGGGCUGGUGGGAUAUUGGGAUCGCAACCUGCUUGUGCUCUUGUGGACGGGUACCUUCUCGACUUUGGGAUCAAUGGGUCGAUUCGGCUGAAGAACCCAGGAAGAGCUGGCCACAUCGCCUGGGGACUUCCUAGAUCUGGGGGUCUCCAUGUUCGCGACAUUGCUGCCAAGAGCAAUAUCUCUUCCACAAAAUUAGCGCUGAAGAACGGCCAUUCACGAAAUGAAUUGUGCCCACAUCUACUUUGGAGAUACUUUUUCAACGUCUCAGUCUUCAGCUAUGUUGACCUAUUCUGGUACCUUGUACAGCGUCCCUCGGUCACUCAAAACUCCGCAGCGGUAAAUCACCCCAAGCCAACUGGCCCGGUCAUGAAACCGCCCCCGGUCGUGAAACCAGCCCCAGUCGUGAAACCAGCCGUCGUGAAACCAGCCGUCGUGAAACCAGCCCAGCCCCCACCAAUUAUCACUGUCCCAGAUCAAGCGAGGAAGUCAUUGUUUGCUCUCGUCAUCGGCAUUAAUGAGUACAAAUAUGCCGAUCUUCUGAACGGGUGUAUCAAGGAUGCAACGGACGUGUGCAACUAUCUACUUCAAGACUUAAAAGUUCCCGAUUCACAUAUCCGCUUUCUGACUAACGAGAACGCCAAGCGCGCUGACAUCAUCAAGGCGUUCCUGGAAAUUCAAACUGACAAACGUAUCAAGAAGAACGACCCAAUCUUGAUUUUCUUUGCAGGACAUGGCGACGAAACUGACGCUCCGACUGGCUGGCCUUCUGGAGACAUAUCCAACCAGAUACAGAUGAUCAUCCCACAGGACUACUGCACCAUUCCUGCAAGGCAAGUCCAUGGAAUCCCCGACCAUACUCUCGCAGCGUUACUGAACGGAAUAGCGGAUCGACAUGGGGACAAUAUAACCGUCAUCUUCGACUGCUGCCAUUCAGGCUCCGGGACUGGAUCCCGUGGAUCGAGCACUGCACCAGGAUAUACCAGAAGCGGAUUAGCCAACCACGUCCUCUUGGCAGCAUGCACACAAAAAGAAAAAGCGGGUGACAGUCUCAAGGGUGGGCCGUUCACCCAAGCCCUCCUUCCUACUCUCAAAUCGGCGGGCACGGAUAGACUUACCCAAAACCCCCAGUGCGAAGGGGAGAACCAAAAUCACAUCAUUUUCAACUCCAAAGCACCUACAACAGGACGUGUAUGUUUCCCUAUCAAGAUGAAGGGCUCAGCAUAUGAGAUGCAAGCCGGAUCUGCACAUGGUGUCACAGAGGGUUCUGAAUUCAGUCUAUACAACGACAGUCUCACAAUCGAUGACUCACCCUCCCUCUGUGUCUUUGUUGUUGCUUCUGCGGCUCACAUUGGCCCAUUCACCACGACGCUGACGAAACAUACAUCCAGCACUGCCAUCACCCCUCUUUCCGCAACUUCUUGCGUUUUGCAAACGAAAGCCGGGAAACUGGAGGAUCUUCUAGUGUUUGCUUCACUCGAUGAAAGACUUACCAGAUUGUAUGAGACUCUGGCGAGAAUGAUGGAAGAGUUCCAUCCUGGAAAGAGGCAAAUCCGGCCUGUCCUAGAGAAGGAAAAGGCGAGACUCGGCCUUUCGAUUGUGGACAACAGAAUAGCGUUCGACAUCCUGGACUCGCGUCUCGCAGAGUACAGCUUGACGUGUAUGCCUCAUACCGUAGCAAACGACCCGCAGGAAAUUAUUCCGGUCCUUCAUGGCGCUGCUCAUUUCUAUUGGCAUCUUAACCGCGAGGUCAAAAAUGCUCUCGUCGACACCCCCAUCGUCAUUGAAUGCAAUACCCUCAAACGCACAAGUGAUUACUCAAUUUCGGGAAAGGCAAUUUUGAAGCCGACUGGGGACAACCUCUUACAGCUCGACGGUGUCAUUGACAUCAUUGUGUCAGAGGAGACGAUGUACGGAUAUAAAAUUACUAACAACAGCGAUCGCGAUCUCUACAUCAACGCCUUUUACUUCGACAACACUGACUUUAGCAUUCAAACAUACUACCAAUCACCAACAAGUGGUAAAUUCGAAACCUACCCCACCCUCACCCAAGGUGGCAGCUCUCUCACCCUCGGCUACGACUCUGGCGGGGUUAACCCAUUCACCUAUUGCCUAGAGGAAGGCACCAACAUUGACGUGGGGUAUUUAGUAUUCUUCAUUGCCUCAGAGAACAUCAAUCUCUCUACCAUCCUGCAGAAGACGCCGUUUGAGGGUCCGGGACGCAAGUCUGUGCAAGUGAAGCCCGCUGCGGAACCAGUUUACGGCACUAUCUUGGUGCCCAUUGUUCAGCGCCGUUAUCGGGUCCAGGGACAGUGA